Trachymyrmex septentrionalis is the source of this 2934-nucleotide messenger RNA. RefSeq names its product potassium/sodium hyperpolarization-activated cyclic nucleotide-gated channel 2 (gene Ih). Gene Ontology annotation, cellular component: membrane. The record is from RefSeq and is a predicted model, not a curated record. Bases 1 to 2286 code for a protein of 761 amino acids. NCBI's taxonomy places the organism in Eukaryota, Metazoa, Arthropoda, Insecta, Hymenoptera, Formicidae. Gene Ontology annotation, molecular function: voltage-gated potassium channel activity. Gene Ontology annotation, biological process: transmembrane transport; potassium ion transport. The transcript has 14 exons.
AUGACGGUGCACGUCGAAGAUGGAGAAGGAUCCGAUUUAGUGGCGCAGGAGAUGCCGCUCAUGCAGCAAGAUGUCGUGCCGUCGCGAAACGGUUUGAAAUCGAACAAUACUGGUUCCUGGUCAAGAUCGUACGAGGAAUUUAUCUCAACUUGGACAUUAUGGGAUGUUCGUAAAUCGCGUAAAUCCGGCAACGAGAUGAAUUACAAGGGCAGCGGGAAGGUCCACUUCGGGGUGGACGACGUGUCCCUCUAUGGGACGCCGAAGGAGGAGCCGGGCCCGGGCCUCCCGGGCCAGGAGGUCAAGCAGAGCUUCCUGAAGAAUCAGCUUCAGGCCCUGUUUCAGCCGACGGACAACAAGUUGGCCAUGAAGCUCUUCGGCAGCAAGAAGGCGCUUAUGAAGGAACGGAUCAGACAAAAAGCCGCAGGUCACUGGGUCAUCCAUCCUUGCUCCAGUUUUCGAUUCUAUUGGGACCUCUGCAUGCUCCUCCUACUGGUAGCUAAUCUGAUAAUUCUGCCAGUCGCCAUUAGUUUUUUCAAUGACGACCUAAGCACUAGAUGGAUAGCCUUCAACUGCCUUUCCGACACGAUAUUCCUUAUAGACAUCGUCGUCAACUUCAGGACGGGUAUAAUGCAGCAGGAUAAUGCCGAACAGGUGAUACUGGAUCCGAAGUUAAUCGCGAAACACUACCUCAGGACUUGGUUCUUUCUCGACCUCAUCUCCUCCAUACCAUUAGACUACAUUUUCCUCAUAUUUAAUCAAGACUUCAGCGAGUCCUUCCAGAUCCUGCAUGCUGGACGUGCUCUCAGGAUCCUCAGGCUUGCAAAACUGUUAUCACUCGUUAGAUUACUACGUUUGUCAAGACUGGUGCGGUAUGUCUCGCAAUGGGAAGAGGUCUAUAUCCCCCUUUAUCAACAGCCGGAGAGGCACUACGAGCGUCGGGCGACACCGCCCCAACCAGACCGAACCAGCAAGAUAUUGCAGAACCUACAAAAAAAACGCACUGAGCGGAGGGGGCGCCUAAGUUCUGACAAUAUGACUAAAAAGAAGUCCGGUUUCAGCAAAAGCGAACUUAUUUUUAAGUUCCUGAAUAUGGCGUCGGUGUUCAUGCGGAUUUUUAACCUGAUCUGUAUGAUGCUUCUGAUCGGCCAUUGGAGUGGCUGCCUGCAAUUCCUGGUCCCUAUGCUUCAAGGAUUUCCCAGUAAUUCAUGGGUAGCCAUUAACGAGUUACAAGACUCAUUUUGGCUGGAACAAUACUCGUGGGCCCUCUUCAAAGCCAUGUCGCACAUGCUGUGUAUCGGGUACGGUAGGUUUCCGCCACAGUCCUUGACCGAUAUGUGGCUCACCAUGCUCAGCAUGAUCAGCGGUGCGACGUGUUACGCUCUUUUCCUCGGACACGCGACGAAUCUCAUUCAAUCUCUCGAUUCCUCGAGAAGACAAUACCGCGAGAAGGUGAAACAAGUAGAGGAAUACAUGGCCUAUCGAAAACUACCGAGAGAAAUGAGGCAGAGGAUCACGGAGUACUUCGAACAUCGGUAUCAAGGAAAGUUCUUCGAUGAGGAACUGAUCCUCGGGGAGCUGUCGGAAAAAUUGAGAGAAGAUGUGAUAAACUACAACUGCAGAUCGCUGGUGGCGUCCGUGCCCUUUUUCGCCAACGCCGAUUCGAAUUUCGUCUCGGAUGUCGUGACGAAACUCAGAUACGAAGUCUUCCAGCCAGGUGAUAUCAUCAUUAAGGAGGGUACAAUCGGUUCGAAAAUGUACUUCAUACAAGAAGGUAUAGUCGAUAUCGUGAUGGCAAACGGCGAAGUAGCGACCUCGUUAUCGGACGGGUCUUACUUCGGCGAAAUCUGUCUGUUGACAAACGCGAGAAGGGUGGCGUCGGUCCGAGCGGAGACCUACUGCAAUCUCUUCAGCCUCUCGGUGGACCAUUUCAACGCCGUAUUGGACCAGUAUCCCCUAAUGCGCAGAACGAUGGAGAGUGUUGCCGCCGAGAGGUAUAAGCUUUGGUUAAACAAAAUUGGGAAGAAUCCUAACCUGGUGGCUCAUCGCGAGGAAGAUCUUGGCAGCGAAUCAAAAACGAUAAACGCCGUAGUAAAUGCGCUCGCGGAGCAGGCCGCGCAUGCCAGCGCCAGUGAAGAAUCAGUACAUAGUAUGGAGCUCAGAACGCUGCCGGCUUGCCUCUUGCCCAGACCAAAGUCUGAGAACAAUUUCGCGAGCCAAGAACUUACGAGGGAAGGACGGAGGAUCUUUCACAAGAGCGACACUUUCCACAAAGAUUCGUAUCAAUGACGACACUCGUUUUACUAGCAUAUGCAGAGAUACUAACGGCUCCAUGUUGGAAGAAUGAUAGAACUUAUCUUAUCGAUAGGACAACUAUGGUGGUUUUGUGCCCGGUGCUAGGGCGAUCCUAUAGCAGCGGUCUAUACAUAGAUAUCGGCCAUGCCAGUAGUCCUUUAGCAAUCGAUUUAUAGCGCCUUCUUAUAUUAAUCUGACGGCAUUUUCGUCCAGGACCGCAAAACCACCGAAAUCAAGUCCUAUACUCCAACUAUGAUACAGAUUUCCGCGAACAAAUAAAAUAGUACAAUAAUGUAUAAAUACUAUUAAUGAUAUAUAAAGUCUUCAUGAAACAUAUAUCGCAAAAUAAUUCCGUGAUGGAAAGGAAAGGUUUGAAGAAUAAAGGAAAAAAACUUUUACAUUUUAGGCCCCUUUAUCUUUCAAACUUGAUUCGAACUCCUUUUAUUUAGAAAAUGAUGAUGAAGCAACUCCAAACAAUCGCGAAAUUUUAAUCUUUUACGAACACAAGGAAGAAAAAAAAAGAAAUAUCUGUAUCCUCGGUUGGAGAACAUGGAGCCACGUUUUACGCCGUGUCUCUUCAUUGAGAACAAUCGCCGCGUCGCAUCAGAUGCAAUAUUAAAGAUGGAUGGACGCAGCGAAGAA